GCUCCCCGAGCAGCUAUGUCUGGUUUGAUAAUGCUCCACUGGCACGGCGAUCAAAUUAUUUUCUGUAUAAUGGCCAACAGUACAAAACCUGCCUCUAAAGGUUCGACAGCUACAAUCACUGAAGGAGGACUGAAGCAUUCUUUUAUAACCAUUAAGUUGGAAUCUGGCGCCGGUCAUGGUUUGGAGUAUGAUGUUGAAAUUUAUGGAAAAAUGAAUGGCGUGGGGAUGCCAAUAUUUUCUGUGUGAUGGUUAUUAGUGAACAGGACGAAUCGAAAGGUUCAACUGCUCGCAUCACCGAAGGAGGAGUGGACCAUCACUUUAUAACAAUUGAACUAGAAUCUGGCCGUGGAAACGCCUUGGACUACAAUAUUAAAAUAUAUGCUGAAUAAAUCUAUACUUUUUUAUAUCUACCUUUAUAUUUUUAUGAAAAUAAAUUAUAAAAAUAAUGCAAAA
Diabrotica virgifera virgifera (western corn rootworm) is the source of this 453-nucleotide messenger RNA. Its product is annotated as probable salivary secreted peptide. NCBI's taxonomy places the organism in Eukaryota, Metazoa, Arthropoda, Insecta, Coleoptera, Chrysomelidae. The transcript is spliced from 3 exons. The record is from RefSeq and is a predicted model, not a curated record. Bases 16 to 246 code for a protein of 76 amino acids.